AUGGCUGCCUCAAAGGGAUUCAUGUAUCAUUUAUCCAUGGCCGCCUGCGAAUGGUUCUUAAUGUUUCUAAUGCUUCUCGAUGCUGCAUUGGCUUAUCUCCUCACCAAAUUCGCACACCACUGUGAAUUACAAUCCCCUUGUAUGUUUUGCUUGAGGCUUGAUCACUUUUUCGGUAACGAAAAGCGCGGAUCCUAUUUGAGUUUGUUCUGCCAUCAACAUCGAGCCGAGGUUUCGUCUUUGAUAUCUUGUGACCUCCAUGAUAAGCUUGCAGAUGCAAGAGAAAUGUGUGAUGAUUGUUUCAUGUCGAUAAUGAAUUGUAAAAUUGGGGCAAAAGGGUACCAGAAAUCGUAUUUGAAUAAGAAUUUUGUUCGUUCGCCUUCGAGUUCUGGCUUGUGUUCAUGUUGUGAAACAUAUUGGAAACCGAAGCCGAUUGGUAGAAGAUUGCAAUCAGGUUCAGUUCGAUUGGGACCUGUGAGAGUAACCAUGAAACCUCCGUUGCCACGGGUUACAGGCCGUGGUCGGUUUCGCCGCCGGAAUCAUUUCAAGAGGGUGCGGGAUAAGAUUUCGGGAAAUUCAACCCCUUGCCAUGUUGAGAAUAAUAUCAGCGGGAAUAUGGAUAUGGACACGUUAUCUGAUUCUGGCUGUGUUAGGUUCAAUUCGGAUUCCGAGUGUGAAAUCCCAGUUUCUAAACAUGUUCUGAUAAUGUCCGAGGAUAGCUUCUAUUCGGAUUCCGAUUCUGAAUUUGAUAUCCCAGUAUCUAAAAAUGUUCCGAAAGCUGUUGUUGUUCACAGAAAAAGGGGUUCCAAAGAUCAGACUCGAGCUAUACAUGGCACUAGUGGUCAGAAACAAGAUCGGACUCGAGCAAAACGUUCCCAUGGUGUCUCUGAUCGUGAGACUUCAAUUCUAGACGGGCAUCAUAGUGAAAGUACGCCAAUUCCUGCAUCUUUGGCAUCCAAAGAUCCAAUUGGGCAUGGACCGAAAGAAUUUAACCAUGCAGAACUCCAUUCUAGGGACGUUUCUGUACCAUCAGUGCCACAAGAACGGUGUUCAACAUCAAAGGGUUCUAUUCAAGAUUCAAUCGGGCACGUAGAACUCCAUUCUAGAGACGUUUCUGCACCAUCUGUGCAAGAAAGGUCAUCAACAUCAAAGGGUUCUAUUCAAGAUUCAAUUGGGCACGUAGAACUCCAUUCUAGAGACGUUUCUGCACCAUCAGUGCCACAAGAAAGGUCAUUAAUAUCAAGGGUUUCUAAUGAAGAUGCAAUUGGGCACCUAGAACUCCAUUUUAGGGACGAUUCUGGACCAUCAGUGCCACAAGAUUCGGGCAGCACUCUUGAUCAGAGAAAGUUAUCUGCCGAUGAUGUUCUAAACGGAAAUAGUCUUCCAGAAGUCAGCAAGAAUGAAAGAUCAUCACCAUCAAGGGGUUCUAAUCAAGAUUUGCCUUCAUCAACCGACAUCAAAAGGGAUUUAUCGAAAYCUGAUGGGGUUAAUAAUGAUCACAAGGCAUCCAGUUCUUCAGAUAAAAGCGAUGGUUAUGAAUCUCCUGCAGCUAGUGUGAGUGACAUCGAGGGUGAAAGUGUGGUGGACAAGCUAAAACGACAGGUGGAGCAUGAUCGUGAACGGUUGCAUUUGUUACAUAUGGAACUAGAGGAAGAGAGAAGCGCUGCUGCAGUAGCUGCAGACGAGGCAAUGGCCAUGAUCACGAGGCUGCAGGAAGAGAAAGCGGCUCUCCAUAUGGAAGCCUUGCAGUACUUGAGAAUGAUGGACGAGCAGGCGGAGUACGAUAUGGAAGCUCUAGAUAAGGCUAACGAUCUCGUUGCUGAGAAAGAUAAAGAAAUCCAAGAUUUGGAAGCUGAGUUGGAAUAUUUUAGAAGCCGCUACGAUGAAGAAUUGUUUAUGGGGAAUCCGAUGGUUGAAACUGAAAAUUUCCAAAAAAAUCAUCUGGGAAAUGGGAAAACAGAUGCCAAAAUUUCUACUUUCGACUCGAAAUCUAGAAAAGCUCCGGUUUUAGACCUUCAGGACGAAAAAAGAUACAUUUUACAGUGUUUAUCGGAGCUGGAAACGAAGUUUAACCAAGUUUCUAGUGAUCAACACACAUCCAUUGGGAAAUCUAAUGGUAAUAUACAUACUGAAAUAGAGAAUCUUGAAGAUCUUCAAGCUGAUAACGGAACUCAAUCGAAACAUAAAGAUUCAUCGACAUCAAAUGGAUCCAAGAAAGUUGAUGUGGGUAUCCUUGAGAAUGAAAUUGCAGAUCUUAAUGAGCGAUUGGAAGCACUUGAGGCUGAUCGGGAUUUCCUUGAGCAUGCUUGUAACACGCUCCAGGCUAACGGGGGUAUAGAAUUUAUUCAAGAAAUAGCGCAUCACCUUCAAGAUUUGCGGAGGAUUAGGUUUGAUAGAAGAUGCCAAUUGGUCGCUUGAAGCUGCAUUCUUCAACAAAAUUAAGAUGCAUUCUCGAAAGGCCAACUGUAUCCAUGAUCGACACAAAAGAGGUCGAGAUCGAUACCAUAUUCUUGCUUAUGAAUCUUGAUGCAAUCGAUGAUCUCGUUUAAAAAAAAAAGAUCGUUAAAGUGACGAUGUGUUCCRUUGCAGCUGGUUAGAUGACAAAAAAGUUGGUUUUAGUUUGUAUAUUGAUUUCAAUGUAUGUCCACAUUUUUGUUUCUAAUGAGUUCUUCUCUCCAUAUUCUAGUCGUCUCAGGCUUCUUUGUCAUAAGAGAAAUGAUAUAUUUGUGUGUAUGAUUUUAUAUGUACACCAAUUCUUUCUUUUUAAUGAAAAUCUGAAGUCUU
Messenger RNA from Cynara cardunculus var. scolymus (artichoke), 2781 nucleotides. RefSeq names its product probable myosin-binding protein 4. Gene Ontology annotation, molecular function: myosin binding. The coding region runs from base 1 to 2415 and encodes 804 amino acids. The record is from RefSeq and is a predicted model, not a curated record. The transcript has 2 exons. Lineage: Eukaryota; Viridiplantae; Streptophyta; Magnoliopsida; Asterales; Asteraceae.